AUGGAUUCUUCUGACUCCGACUCCGACUUCGAAGUUGUUGACGACUUGAGCUCGCUUUACCUCUCUGAUGUUGAACCUGGAGAUGAGCCUCAAGUGGGCAAUCGCUCCUAUUUAAGGGGUGUAGUUGAUAUGGGAAGCAACGGGAUCCGCUUCUCAGUCACAGACCUAUCCCCUCCCCUCUCUCGCAUUCUGCCGACAGUCCAUGUUUAUCGUGUCGCCAUAUCACUCUACGACGCACAGUUUGACCCAGAGACUGGGCACAAGAUCCCCAUCCCCCAAGAUGUCAUCGGCGAAACCGUGGCCGCCCUGAAUCGUUUCAAGCUUGUCUGUGCCGAUCUCGGUGUUCCCCGAGCAAACAUCCACAUUGUCGCCACUGAAGCAACUCGCGCUGCCCUUAACUCUGCUGAGUUUAUCAAAGAAAUCACCUCAGCUACCGGCCUCACUGUCGAUAUGCUCCACAAAGAGGACGAAGGACGGGUCGGCGCCUUAGGCGUCGCGAGCGGCUUCUCCGACAUUCGAGGACUCAUGAUGGACCUUGGAGGCGGCAGCACUCAGAUUACCUGGAUCAUAUCCCAAGCCGGAAAUGUCCGGAUCAGUGACAAAGGGUCAAUCAGUUUUCCAUACGGGGCGGCCGCCUUGAGCAGGACUCUUGAGGAUCUGAAACGGGGUAAAUCGAAGGAAGAGGCAGCGAAGGCACUGGCAAAGUUGCGCCAGGAGAUGAUCAACAAAUUCCAAGACGCUUAUAAAUCGAUCGCGGUCCCUGAGAGUCUAGUAGAGGAAGCCAAGGCAAAUGGCGGAUUCCCGCUCUAUCUCUCUGGAGGGGGGUUCAGGGGUUGGGGCUAUCUGCUGCUGUACAUGAGUCAGGUCGGCAAGCAUCCCCAUCCAAUAUCCAUUAUCAAUGGUUUCACUGUUAGCAGGGAGAGGUUUGAGAACACAAAGGCUAUGGAGGAGGUUGCUCGGACCGCACAUUCCGUGUUUCGGGUUUCUGAUCGGCGGAGGAAGCAAGUCCCUGCUGUUGCGUUUCUGGUCAACGUCCUAUCCCACGCCAUUCCGCAUGGAAUCCGAGUUGCGCACUUCUGUCAAGGAGGCGUACGAGAAGGUCUGCUCUUUAGGGAGCUUGAGCCAAGCAUUCGGGCACAGGACCCGCUCGAGGUCACAACGCAGCGCUUCGCACCCGAGUCAGUCCAGGCCAUAUACAACCUUCUCAUGUUCUCUUGUCCCGCACCUUCAAAGGGCGGUACUCGCAGAUUCCCCGAUGCCAUCAGUGCGCACGUCAUCCAGGCAUUCGCCAAUCUUCUGUAUGUCCACACCAUCAUGGACAAAGAGCUGGCCUCAACGGCAGCCAUGUACAGCACGAGCGCCGGACUGCUCGCUUCCACCCGUGGAGUUUCCCACGAGGACAGGGCUAGGCUUGCCUUGAUGCUGGAGUCUCGGUAUAUGGGUGAGCUUCCCCCCCGCGAGGCUCAGUUCAAGGAGGCACUCCGUCGUGUCAUCACACCAGAGGAAGUUUGGUGGGCUGGAUACCUUGGCAGAGUCGGAUACCUGAUCAGCCGCCUCUAUCCGUCGGGCAAAAUUGAUGAGAGCAAGCCUCGAGUCAUUCUUUCAUCUGAAUGGGCUUGGGAUCUAGGACGCAAGAAGCAGAGGGAAGGAGUGAAGUUGACAAUCUCUGUGCAGAAGGUCAAACAUGACCCUGCCAAAUUGAAGAAAGCAUUGAGGGACCACGUAAAGAUAGUGGAGAAGGUCGGAAAAAAGAAGAAUUGGAUUGGAGGACCGAAUGGAUGGGGAAUGAAGGUAAAACUUGUGGUUGUGGAAGAGGAUAUUAUGACUUGA
Messenger RNA from Fusarium falciforme, 1830 nucleotides. RefSeq names its product Ppx-GppA domain-containing protein. NCBI's taxonomy places the organism in Eukaryota, Fungi, Ascomycota, Sordariomycetes, Hypocreales, Nectriaceae. The transcript is spliced from 2 exons. Gene Ontology annotation, biological process: regulation of transcription by RNA polymerase II. The record is from RefSeq and is a predicted model, not a curated record. Bases 1 to 1830 code for a protein of 609 amino acids.